GGGGGUUGGGACCUAUCUGUCGAGAAAGUGACAGGAGCGCGAGGGAGAAGCUUGCGCAUGUGAGCUGGGCUCAGAUCGGACCGUGAAAGCAGCACGAAUGAACCGAAGGCCCGUUGGAGGACAAUGUGCAAUGAGGGUCCGUGGCAGUUGACGAGCAGCUGAUUCCCCCGCUCGGUCAGACACGAGAGCACGGGAAGUACGAGCUCCCGUCACGUCGCUGGUGAUGGUGAUGGUGAUGGAAUCGGAAAUCCACUGCCCUCCUCUCUUGCGCGGUCGGUGUCUGCCCCCUCUGGCAGCAACGCCGAUCGCCGUCGUGAUUACUCGCGCUCUUAUUAGUCCUGCGCUCUGGUAUUAAUUAGAUCGAUCCAUCGAUCGAUGGCGGGCUGGCUGGCUGGCCGCCUGGCUCGAUGCUUAGAUAGGCGCUCGGUCGGUCGCUCCGAUGGACGAAUGCGCAAUUUAAUGUAGAAGUUAGUAGCGGCAACGGCACGCUUUGAACGAUUAAGGUAACGAUAAAUUAGACGGCAGUAUCGGCCGAGGCAGCGACGGAGCGGAUUUGCGUACAUAGUACGAAUUGAAAUUGGGAUCACGAGUACGACCAUUUAGGAGCGGUUUGGACACGGCCAAAGCGUGACGAGCAGGAGCAGGAGCAGGACGAGUUUUAGGUUUAGGAUAAAGUGGAGAAGAAGAGGAAGAAGAGGAUGGCGAUGCCGCGGGGGAUUAUGGUGCUCAGGGACAGGAGGGACCGAAUUUUAAUCCAGCAGCAGCAGCAGCAGGGUCUUGGGCUGCCGCCGGGCCCCGGGUGCCCGCCUCUGCACCCCGGCCUCUUCAACCGCCCGCCCAAUCGCUUCGACGGCGAGGACGACGAGUUCGCCCGAAUUCUGCCUCUCCCCGGGGCCGUAGUCUGGGACGGGCUCCAGCAGCUCCAGCAUCAACAUCAACAUCAGCAGCAGCAGCAAGCGCUGGCUGGUGUGAUGCUGCGGCGGAGGAUGAAUGCGCAGCACAUGCAGCAGCAACAGCAGCAGCAGCACCUGAUCCCUGCGGCCAUGCUGCACGCGCAGCAGCGGGCCUGCCAGGUCCAGGUGCAGGUCCAGGUCCAGCCGCAGGAGUGGGACGGAGGGCCAUCGCAUCCCGCGCAGGUGGUGCACGAGGCCAUGAGGCGCAGGACGGCGGGCCUCGUGGUCGAUGGCGACUUCCUCGCCGGGCUGCGGCACCGAGAGGAGAUGAGCGAUCUGCGCAACGCCGAGCAGCAGCAACAGCAGCACCUCAAGCUCGCGUCUAGGGUAUCGCACGAGAAAAUGAUGGCAGAGAGCGAGUACCUGCGCAUCGCCUCGCGCGCCUCGCACGAGAAGCUCAUCGAGCGCGACCACCAACUGAAGAACGCGUAUCGUGCUUCCCACGAGAAGAUCAUCGCCGAGAAAGAGUAUUUGAAGAAGGUGGUGGUGCGCGCGCCUCUGCCCCAGCCCCAGCCCCAGCCCCCGCCUCUGCCCCUGCCCCUGCCGCUCGCCCAUUCUUCGCUCGGCGAGAAGCCCCUCGAAGGCGAGCCCCGCCCCUCUCCCGUGGCGGACAUGGCUAGGCCCUUCCGCAACCCCCCGCUGCAAGCCCUCGAUCCCCACUUCGCCUGCUGGGACGAGGGCGCCAUGCGGGACUCGGAUCUGGUGAUCCGCUACGGAGCCCGGCAGUCAGCAGCCGCGCGGGCGCAAGAGGGCGCGGCCGAUGCGUCCAUCCCCCCGGGGUUCCAGUCCGUCAUCAUGUCGUGCAAGCGCCCCAGGGACGAGGACGGCGAGUUCGAUCGGCCCCAACGGCUGCAGCACCAGCGCCCGCGCCGGCCCCCCGACCCCGAUCUGCAGCCCCAGCCGCAGCCCCAGCAGCAGCCCCAAGCGCUCUACGGCAGCUCGCGCUUCGUCGACGAGGACCACGAGGAGGGGCAGGUUACCCCUCCGCAAUCGAGCAUCCCCGCGUACCACCGCGCGGAACCCCUCGGGCCGCCGGGAUUCUAUCGACCCGAGCUCGAAGCCGCCUCUCGUCGCCUUACCCCUACCCCUGCCCCUGCCCCUCCGUCUCAGGAGCCCCCGUCCGCCAUCGCUCCUCCGUUCCAGGACGGGCGAGAUCCGUUGCUGCUGCGACCGCGGUCGAGCGCCUCCAGACCUCCAGGGGCUUCGAGAGCAUCGUCGGCAGGAGGAGGAGCGGGCGGAGGGAGCGAUGCGGGGCUCCCGUCGAGGCCGUGCUCGAGCAGGGGGGUUGGGGUUGGGGCUGGGGCUGCAGGGGCUAGAAUUCUGGUCGUCGAAUCUCCUCCUCCGUCCCGCAGAGCGCUACCGCCACCUCCGCCCCCGCCCCUGCCCCUGCCCCCGGCCCCGCUCUCUUCCAGACUCCUAUCGAGCCUCGACUCUCCCACGCGACGGCCUCCUUCGCCGACGAGCUCAUCGAGACCGGGACGGGAUCUCGAGUCGUUCCUGGGCGCAGGGCCAUUCAAGGGCGAGAUUCUCGUUCCCAAGCGAGAACGCAAGGACGAUCGAUCGAUCGAUCAGCAGCAGCAGCAGCAGCAGCAGCAGAGAUUGUCUUUCGGCGGGGUGGAAGCCAAUGCAUCCGAUGCGUCGCAUGUGCGGCGGAGAGCGGGCAAGGAUUCGGACCCUCGCAGCAGCAGCAGCAGCAGGCAUGCGGAAGCGAGAGCGCUGGAGAGAGCCGAGCGGGCGGACAGGGAUUAUGAAGUCAGCGAACGCAGGAAGAGGCCUCACCGCCACCACCACCACCACCAUCAUCACGACGAGGAGCAACUGCAGGAGAGGGCUGUUAGGCAUCACUUUUCUACGAGGAAGUCGAGGAUUCUCCCCGAUCCGGACGGGCGACCAUCGAAAGGCUCGAGGUUGGACGAUGGCCUCAAGCUCAAGUCCGCAAGACAUGCCGCAAGCACGGCCAAGGACGGCCGCGAGGCCCGCGAGAUGACCAUUUCUGUGCAUAAACACGGCCAGCGCACCGUGAAAGUCGAGGAUUCUUCCAAAUCGCGAGCCCAUGUCGGUCGCCAUUCGCACCAUCAUUAUCAUGAACGAGCAGGGCUCAGAGACGGAGGAUCGGACUCCGCGAUUAAGGACAUAGAGCGUUUGAGUGAGAACAGGAGUAAGGAGUGUGAUCAAUUGUUGUUGUCGUCGUCGUCGUCGUCGUUAGCAGGCCAGGAUAGAGGUUUAGUCGGGUCUCAAUUGUCCAAGGAGCCCGGCAAUUCUCGGCACUCUCGUGGCUCUUCUCCGUCGCCUCAGGAGCGGCAGGCUCUGCUGCCCCCGCACCAAAUCAAAAAAGAAAUCAUUCCUCUGAGCGACGCCCAUGGAGAGCCCGAAUUGCGCCCGCGCGCUCCAGUUUUAUCUCGGCUGAGCACUCCCAAGCCCCCCGAUUCUUCUUUGGCCCCCAAGCCUCGACUCAGGGCGGAGAUGCUCGGCCACGACAAGAAUAAUAGCAAAGCUGUAUUAGCGAGCGCCAGCAGUGGUGCGCCUCCUCCUCACACGACCAAAAGUGUCGGUGGGAAGGUGAAAUCCGAUCGUCUUGUUGUCGUGGACGGCGGCUCCGAGAGGCCUCUCGUCUCGAAGCAAGUUGUUGCCAGUUUAGGGGCAGUCGUCGUCGUCGAAGAAAAGACCUCGACCACGCCCACAAGUUUACGAACUCUUUCAGGAAAGGCCGGCAAGGUUCAAGCGACGAGGGAGGAGCUAAAUUCCCAGCUCAGUGCACGAUUGUUAAAGCUUCAGAUCCCCGACGGCUCCAAAGGGGACUCGGACGAGGCUGUGCAGACGAGGUAUCCCUCGAUUAGCAUUUCUCCAAAUGGUAUCAAGAAUGUGUAUUCGCCCCUUCAGAAAGUGGGGCCUUCGGACAAUCUGCUGCGAGACUCCAGGAACAUCAUGAUGCACAAAGCUGCUGACAAUCUGCAGCUGCGCCUGGAGGGGCCUGGAGGUCUGUCCACGGCCGAUCUGUUGGCUCCCUCUGCUCCUGUGACAGCCACUGAUCUCUCUAUUGAAGUUACCGAGCAGUCUCCUGGUUGCAGACCCGCACCGAAAUUGAUCUUCACUGGGCACAAGUCCGACCAAAGCUCUAAGGAAGCUUCUUCUCCUCAGGCCGACCUUCAAUUGAAGGAGUUUCCUGGGCUGGUAGGGCCGAGAAUUUCAGAAUCAGCGAAAAUGUCUUUGGAAAAGCCCGAUUGCAGGAAAUGUAUUGCACCUAUGUUGUCGAAAGUGCCCCUAGCUGACACUGCACGGAGGCUUGAACUCACAGAGGCAAGGAACCGGACGUCUCAGUUCAUCGUUGCUCCCGAGGGGUCGCCCGGUUCUCCUCAAUGGAACGUGUUCGAGAAUAAGAUGAGAAGCUUUGCCAAACAUUGUGAAACUCUUAGAAAGCCGAGCGCCGGCCCAAGUAUUCUGUCUAUGUGCUUACCUUCUGUACAACCUGUCAUCAAGUCUUUACGUGAGCCGGCUGAGCUCGCCGAGUUUAGUCAAGCGCUCUCAUUAUCUACUACUUCUGAUGUAUCUGGAGUUUUCGAAAAAGAAAAGGAAGUUCGAAACCUUGCGAUCGUAAAUCACUUCCGAGGGCACGAGGAGGAGAAAGCAGAAUUGACCCUGGUCACACCAUCCGCACCGAAGGAAGUUCGACUUUUUGGAGCAAAUUUGGUUGCGCCAGUAUUGGAACGGGUUGAGCCUUCAUCAAAGACCAUGGAUGCUGUUGUGAAGCCUGUGAAGCCUGCUGAGCCUGAAAUUCGCACGGUUUUAGCCGUGGCAGCCGCAGCAGCUGAGGAUGUGCAGCCUGCCGAUCCUUCACAGCGGAUAAAGGAACCAGCUGCGCCUCAAGACACGGCCGUGGCUCAGGCUGCCGAGGCAGUUUCAUGUAUGGGAACUAUUGAGGAAGCAGUGCACGCAAAAAAUUUAGCGGAAACUAAAGAACAAUCAUCUCUCUCACUUGAGGAUCCACAAUUAGCCGAUCCGAUUGCACCUCAAGAUGCUUCCGAGGUGCAAGCUCAGUCUAGUGAAGUAAAUUUACAGCAGGAAAAACAGGUUGUGACAGCAGCACCUCUACCAAAGGGUGCGCCUCCUAUAGUUCGACAGCAAAGCUCAUCCCGUGUAGCUGGAGCUCAUACAUGGCUGCGAUGUGGUGGUACCUCUAGCGCUACGCCAGCCAACUCAGUGAUGGGAUUCAGGAGCACCCCUUCAGCCACUGGCGGAGUCCCUCAACCUGCUGUUGCUAGAGGCAGAGGUACUCAGGGAGCUGCGUAUGUCCGUAAAGGUAACAGCCUUGUAAGAGCGCCAGGAGCUGUCACUUUGCCUUCGGGAGCUCCUCCUCCCAGUAUGCUUGGACAGAUGAGGCCUACGAUGGUCAAUCAGGGUCCAUCCCAAAAGCCUCCUAUUUUCAGGAAUACUUUUUUUCCAACUCAUGACAAUGCGAAGAGUUUGCAGCCAGCUCUCAGAAAAUCCUUGGUUCCUUCAUCUGAGAGUGCUGGCGCUAUUGCACCUGUGCCCAGGUCUGCCAUUGUACCCAGUGGUGGCCUUUCCCAGGGCAACAAUGGGCCUGUCUCAGAAACAGGCAUUUCUUCGGGUAGGCCCAAAACUCCACCUCAAGGUGCGUUAGGGGUCGGAUCUCUUAUGAAAACAGGUUUUGUAUUAUCAGCAUCUACAUUGCCGCAAAUUGGAACAGGCUCAAGACUUCAAAUACCUGUCGGUGACGACUUCGGUGAUAAUAUAGCAGAAGCGAGUAACACGUCCCCCGGCGCUAAGACGCUUCCCGUGGUUAUACCGAGCAAUUCUGUUAAUCUCCUUCCUGGACCGAACAAUAUGGUGUACGUCCGUAGGAAAGCAAAUCAACUUGUUGUCGCUCCGUGUCCACAACCUGUUGACAUGUCGCUUGCAGAAAAUCAAGCUGCCAACAAGCAGCUCAUGCCAGACUUAUACAUCAAGAGAAAAACCAAUCAACUGGUCCGAAACAGUGUUCUCAAAGGAAAUGGAAAUUCAAGUUUCGUACAGGCUCUUCUUGGGAAUGGGCCGCCAAAGGAUCUCACAGAGCAAGGGAGCCGUAAUUCCAUUCUUUACAAGAAAAUGAGGCUGGGCAGAGUGUUGAGACAAAAAAAAGGGCUUACAGGGCGUUCAUCCUGGGUAUGGACAUUAAGCGGUGCAACCGUAAGUCAUGACUUGGAUACUAGUAGUGGGCAUGUGCGGAAACCAGCACCAUCGUUGUUUCCUUGGAAGAGGCACAGCCUCACGACCAGUAUCAGGUCACGCAGAAACAGAACUCUGCCUGAGGGAAAGAAAGGCUCUCUGCUGUUUGUCAUGAGCGAAAGAUUGCGCAGAGUGCGUCCAGUUCAGCCUGUAUAUACGCGCUCAGCGGAUGGGUUCUCAUUACAUCGAUCAGGUGUUAUGAGUCUCGGUGGUGGCAACUUGAAAUGGACAAAAUCUCUGGAAAAACGUGCGAAGCUUGCUAGCGAGGCAGCGACAAAGGCCGUCGCAGCAGCGGAGAGUAGGAAAAGAGAGAAGAAAGAUGCUGUCGUUGACGCCGUGGUUAAAGCGAAAAGCGAUAGAAGGGUCACCCGCAAGGCUGCUAAAGGUGCCGGGGAGCGUAUUGUAUGGGUUGGACUAGUAAGAUACAAGAUGGAUGCGUCUUCCAAAACGCUGCAGCGAAUACCUGAUACUAAAGAAGAAUCUGAAACAGCUAUGUCAUCUGGACCCACGAAAACUUUACCCCUCUUGACUCCAAGACGGUCUUACAUCGGAGGGACUGUCUACUUGAGAGUUGGGAAUGGCAAUCAGCUUGUUAGAGAUCCAAAAGCUGCCAGUCAAGCUCUGGCUAGUGAGAAAGUGCGGUGGAGUCUGCAUCAUGCAAGGUCUCGGGGUGCCAAGAAACAACAGUAUUGUCAGUUUUUCACUAGAUUUGGUAAAUGCAACAAGGAGAAUGGCAAGUGCAUUUACAUUCAUGAUCCAGACAAAGUCGCCGUGUGCACGAAAUUUCUCAAAGGAAAUUGCACUGAUGAACAGUGUCUGUUGACUCACAAGGUAAUACCAGAACGUAUGCCAGAUUGUUCCUUCUUUCUUGAAGGUCUAUGUACAAAUGAGAGCUGUCCUUACAGACAUGUGAACGUCAAUCCCAAGGCUCCUUACUGUGAUGGUUUUCUUCGAGGUUACUGCAAAGACGGGGAGAAGUGCAACAAGAAACACACGUAUGUGUGUCCCACUCAUGCAGCUACAGGAGAGUGCUCUGAUCAGGCUACUUGCAAGUUUCAUCAUCCCAAGAAGAAAGGGAAGGUCGAAAUAGCAAUAACUCGAAAACUAGGCCUUAAGCGCAAGAGAAGAUAUUUUUGUUCCACUGACUCAGAAACUGGUGGAAAGUCAGUUAAUGAAAAUUGUGCUGCUGCUAGUUCGGUACCUGAAGACGACCUUCCUGUCAAGGAAGAGAAAGUUGUCGACGAGGAACUCGCAGAGUUUAUUAGCCUUGCCAAUACAGAAGAACAAGACGGUGACACGAAGGUGUCUCCUGAAACACAGAAGCCAUGGUCUUCUUUCACGAGGCCAGGAGUUCCUUCGUUUAUCAGAAAAGAAACUGUCGAAGAGGAAUCAGGAUCGGCAGAAGAAGUCGAGCGGUGGAUCAAACCAACUUUCUUGUUCAAGGUGACAUCACCCGCCGCUAGCUGACUUGUAUUAAUCAUGUUUUACCAUAGGCCAAGCCCUUUUUCUGCUUGGCUUGUGCCCAAGCAGCGACAGCGGCCUAUGGAUCGGCUUUACUAGGAGUUGUGUUAUCCAAUUACUUCAUACGUUGGUAUCACCAACAUAAUGUGGGCCGCAAUAUGAGCUUCCUCAGAUGGAUCAAGCCUACAUCCUGUUGAGGGUCAGUGCCCUAAUUCAUGGGAGAAGUGAAACCCUCGGUGUCCUCUCGAUAUUUCUUCCGGAGAGCUUGUGUACCAUAUUGUUCAUGUCUUAUACACGAACUUAUAAUCUUCACGAGAAUCCUGUUAUUAGAAGGAUUACAGUAGGUUCAACGGUGAGCAGAACAGGAUUUGUAGCUGCUUCACCUUUCGAAGCUUUCAGGAGCCAAGUACAGUAUAUAUUGUGUAGAAAGAAAUUGCGUAGAAAAUCAUUGCUUUCAAGGUGUCAAAGCCUUAAGGUCAUUAGAGGACCGAGAGUUAGUUUGACUUAGUUAACUUUACAGUUGGUAGAUUUUGAGAGGGAUCCAACACAGGACAGUCACACGGCAAAUGGCAGCUAGUAAACUUAUCGGUAGUGAGGAAUAUGAUUGUUUCGACUUCUGAUACGAAGUCAUCUUAUGUGCUUCAUUAACUUUUUGCAUCUUUGAAUCUAAAAGAAAUGUCGGACUUUUCACU
Messenger RNA from Marchantia polymorpha subsp. ruderalis, 8329 nucleotides. The record is from the annotation of a GenBank genome assembly. NCBI's taxonomy places the organism in Eukaryota, Viridiplantae, Streptophyta, Marchantiopsida, Marchantiales, Marchantiaceae.